AGCUGUCAGGGUUUCUGGACUGACUGGAUGAGUGCCUCCUACCCCUCCCCUGUGUCCAUGGGAGAGUUUGAGACACUUGAGAACCUGAGGAAGAAGUUUGACUUCUGUGGGGAGGAGAUGAUCACUGAUAUUCAGUGCCACACUGUCAGUAUGGACCUGGACUAUAGGGCUGCCUUCCAGAACGAGGUGGAAUGUUCCACAACAGCUGGGCUGGUGUGUUACAACAACAAGCAGACACCCAUCCCUGCCUGCUACGACUACAAAGUCAGGUUCUUCUGUGCCUGCCAAGGAACUGAGAAGCCUUCAACAGCCCCUACAGUGGAAAGUACUACCAAGAGUGUCGUGGUGAGUGAGACAACAAUUGUACCCGGACAGACUUCUGCUAGUCCAGAGGAGGAGACUACAGCCUUCCCAGAAGCCUCCACUGUCAGUGUUGUAAAGACAACCAAGGUCAUGGAUUCAACUGCCACACCACCAGUGUCACAGACUGAAGAAACUCCAGUAACUGAACAAACAGGACCAGUCCAGCCUACUCAUGAGGUCCAAGUCACAACAACCACACUGACCAUCACAUUAGGACAACACAUGGAGAAGACAACAGCAGCACCUGGGGGUACGACUAAGAAGACCUACACAGCACAGACUGAGACUACAUCUAAGCCGGAGCCUCUCCACACGACCUUGGCAGGCCUGACGACCCCUGCAGCUCUCAGCACAGCCUUCCCAUCAGCCUCGGUGCCUGCAUCAACCCAGGCACCUGUGGCAACCGAGUCUGUACCAGAGGUCACAGAGGUGACCCCAGAGGAAUCCACACCAUUGGUGGAACACACCACAAGGAAGGUGGUUGUCAUGACAACAGAGCAGCCCUCCAAGACCACUGUCACCACUGUCAUCAAGACUACCACAGUUACAAGUCCUUCAGUGACCCAGGGAGGAGGAGAUGAAGGUUAUGUGACUAAGUACAAGGUGGCCUACUCUGUAGAUGGGGAGGAGUGGACAUUUGUUACAGAACCUGUAACUGAGGAGGGACAGGAACCAGAAGAACAGUACCCAUAUUUUUAA
Molecule: messenger RNA, 1062 nt
Organism: Branchiostoma floridae (Florida lancelet)
Lineage: Eukaryota; Metazoa; Chordata; Leptocardii; Amphioxiformes; Branchiostomatidae
Product: mucin-5B-like
Exons: 8
Coding region: 28-1062 (344 amino acids)
Source: RefSeq, a predicted model, not a curated record